This is a messenger RNA of Acanthosepion pharaonis, 1497 nucleotides long. The record is from the annotation of a GenBank genome assembly. Lineage: Eukaryota; Metazoa; Mollusca; Cephalopoda; Sepiida; Sepiidae.
AUGUCUGUUACUGUUAAAGCAUACAAAGCUUCAAAAAAUUCCCCCCGUAACUAUACCGAAAUUCGUCGUUUCGGAGUGCCAGAAGAUGUCAUUACAAAUUAUGAAUAUUUGUUCAAAAAUAUUUCUGAAGUAUUUCCUGGUUUGAAACAAGGCAAUUUUACUUUGCAUUGGAUAGAUUGUGAUGAUGAUCUCAUCAGGUUUAACACGGAUGAUGAACUUCUGGAAGCACUGAAUUCUAAGAAAGGACCAUAUUUCAAAGUUGUUGUUCUUGAAAAUGCUCCUAAAGCUUCACCUGAAGAUGGGGAAUUACACCCUGGAGUGACAUGUGAUGGAUGUGAUUCUGCUAUUCGUGGUCCUCGUUACAAGUGUCUUAUGUGCCAGGAUUAUGAUCUGUGUCGUACUUGUGAAUACAAGUCUCUGCAUGCUGAGCAUCCAAUGAUAAAACUUCCUACUCCUGGCUCUUUUCCCAACUUCAAGACUCAUUUUUUCAAUGGUAAUGGUGGCUGUUGUGGUUCAUUUGGUGCAACCUCUGCUCCUGGUGGUUGUUCCUUCAGUACCUCAUUCUCUACUUCCUCUGCAAGUAAUGACAAACCAAAGGACGAGAAGAAAACUACUGAUGAUAAGAAAGAGUCAAAAAAGGCUCCUGAAUAUUCACCCAAUAUGUUUCAACAUAUUGGCGAACAUCUUUCUUCUGUGCUUAACCCAUUUGGGAUUGAUUUGGAUAUGAAGUUGGAAAAAGAAGGCCAAUUUCAGAAUGUAUUUACAGGCCGGCCCUUUGGUCCACAUGGUCCUCAUCCUCACCCUCCAUUUGGUGCUCAUGGUCCUCCUCCACCGUUCCCUGCACCUUUCGGCCCUCAUGUCUCUGCUCCUAGUGCUCAUGUAUUUACAUCUGGGCCUCAUGUUUUUGCCCAUGGUCCUGAGGGGUUUAACGCUUCCUCUGAAACCAAUGCCAAGAUUGCAGCUAAUGCUGAUAAGAUUGCAAGAGCUGCAGCUACUGCAGCUGCAGAGGCAGCAGCUGCUGCUAGUCGAAUUUUUGCUUCUAACUGCAAUAAAACUGCAGAAUCCACUGAAGAAGCAACUCCUGCUGCAGAUGCAGCAGCUGCAACAAAACCAAAUGAAAAACCAGCUGAAUCCCCAGUGUCUCAGCCAAAGUCCCCAACUCCUAUGGACACUGCUUCAUUGGAUGAGACAAAUUUGAAAGAAUCAUCGUCAACAGAUAGCACAAAUGCUGAUGGUUGGACAAUGCUGAGCCCAAAUUCCAAAGGUGAAGAGGGAGUUGAGGGGCGCACACCUGCACCUUAUGGAUUAGUGAGCAAUAGCAUCAAGCAAGACAAUGAUCUUUAUUAUUCAGAAGACCCCAAAGUUACAGAUGCAUUGGAUCAGAUGAUGAGUAUGGGUUAUAGUAAUGAAGGUGGCUGGCUCACAUGUUUGCUGACAGCUAAAAAUGGAGACAUCAGUGCUGUACUGGACAUAAUCCAAAACAAUGUGCAGAAAUAA